CGUAGUUUGCAUCACCAGCCGUCAUAGACUUAGAAAAACUAGACUGGCAUUAGUUCUCUGGUUCGGGAAAAUGUUGGAGUGCUCGCGGUGAUGGGAAACCCCCGUUCAGUGCUAGCGGCUUUUCCACGAAGAAAAUUCUGAGGAUUUUUCGGGGCAAGUGCGCGUUUUAUUUGUUUAAAGCAAUGACUGUUACGGGCAAUUUGGGCAUUAUGCAUAGGCACUGCUUUGGAUAUCCUUUUCAAGGUCAAGGUCGAGUGAACCAACUAGGUGGUGUCUUCAUAAACGGGCGCCCUUUGCCGAACCACAUAAGACUGAAAAUCGUGGAAAUGGCGGCGAACGGAAUCCGGCCCUGCGUCAUUUCCCGGCAGCUGCGGGUGUCCCAUGGGUGCGUCAGUAAAAUCCUGAACAGAUACCAGGAAACAGGAUCCAUAAGGCCAGGUGUGAUUGGCGGCUCGAAGCCCCGCGUCGCGACGCCGGAAGUGGAGAGCCGGAUCGAGCAGUACAAGCGGGAAAAUCCGUCGAUUUUCAGCUGGGAAAUCAGGGACAGGCUAGUCAAGGAGGGGAUCUGUGACAGGAGCACCGCGCCCAGCGUGUCGGCGAUCUCCAGGCUGCUGAGGGGCAAGGGGGCGGAGUGCGACGACAAAUCCACCGACAACGAAGCCGUCUCCGACUGCGAGAGCGAGCCCGGGAUCCCCCUCAAGCGCAAACAGCGCCGCUCCCGCACCACCUUCACCGCCCACCAGCUCGACGAGCUCGAAAAGGCCUUCGAACGUACCCAGUACCCCGACAUCUACACCCGCGAGGAGCUCGCCCAAAGAACCAAACUAACCGAAGCCCGAAUCCAGGUCUGGUUCAGCAACCGGCGGGCCCGCCUCCGCAAACAAAUCACGUCGGCGGCGACGCCCCUGGUCCGCAGCUACGUGACGGUGCCGAACGCCGCCGACCGCUACCCCCCUCUGGGCCAACCCAUGAACGAAGACGCCUUCAAUUCGGUCGCCACGCCGACGCCGACAGUCAUGACGGAGCUGUACCCCAGCCCCGUCCCGGGACAUUCCACGCCGCCGAAUCUGCCGCUGGCGCACAACAUCGCCCAUAACCCAUAUCCGUCCCAUCCGAUCUACCAGUCGUCGAAUAUCAUGCAGAUUCCGCAGACGAUGGCGCCACCGACCACUCUGUCCAAUAUUCAACCCAGCUCACCGCUGAGUAACAUCCAGAACUUAAGUCAGAGCGGGAUGACCAGUUACAACAAGGAUAAUAAUGAUAACAACGUUUCGAACUCGAAUGGGAGUCAGCAUCAGGGAUACGCCACCAACACGACGGGAAUGGUCACCAUUUUAGGACCCAACAGCGGCAACAGCAACAGCAACGAGACACCCUGUGCUACGGAAAACUCCACCCCCAACAACCUCCAGUGGGGGAUGCCCCCAUCGCAAAUAACCAGGAACCCCAGCCCCAGCCAGAACAUCCCCACGAGUCUGGGCCAAAUCGGGCAACCCUUGAGCCAAAGUUUCAGUGCUUUUGGACAGAACAGUAUUGACAAUUCGGGACUGCACUAUUCCACGCACAAUUCGCCCAAAAGUUUCGGACACCAACCAUACUACGGGUGGUUCUGAUCCGCGGUGAUUUUCUAAAGUGUAUACCAAAAAUUGUGAAUUUACUCUGAUCGUGUUUGUUUGGUGUACGUUUUUGUUUUAUUUUUUUUUGCACUGUGUUGACGGGCAAUCGGGAAUCGACCAAAUGGUUUGCGACGAAAUGAAUCACAUAAUCCACCGUAAAUUAUUUAAUUUUAAGUAAUAUAUGGAGUUUACUUUUUAGGUUAUUUUUCAUGUUAUGUUAUUAU
Molecule: messenger RNA, 1840 nt
Organism: Zophobas morio
Lineage: Eukaryota; Metazoa; Arthropoda; Insecta; Coleoptera; Tenebrionidae
Gene: Prd
Product: protein gooseberry-like
Exons: 6
Coding region: 183-1613 (476 amino acids)
Biological process (GO): regulation of transcription by RNA polymerase II; anatomical structure development
Molecular function (GO): DNA-binding transcription factor activity, RNA polymerase II-specific; RNA polymerase II cis-regulatory region sequence-specific DNA binding
Source: RefSeq, a predicted model, not a curated record